This is a messenger RNA of Anneissia japonica, 1559 nucleotides long. RefSeq names its product aggrecan core protein-like. Bases 1 to 1227 code for a protein of 408 amino acids. Gene Ontology annotation, molecular function: hyaluronic acid binding; transmembrane signaling receptor activity. Gene Ontology annotation, biological process: cell adhesion. Lineage: Eukaryota; Metazoa; Echinodermata; Crinoidea; Comatulida; Comatulidae. The record is from RefSeq and is a predicted model, not a curated record. The transcript has 3 exons. Gene Ontology annotation, cellular component: plasma membrane.
AUGUAUUUCUUUGCAGUUUUGUUUUCGUUCCUCUCCUACUUUAAAGCCAGUAUUUCUGUUACCAGCACAGGUCAGUAUGUUGUUGUGCAACAUCAUGUGUUACUUGGCUGGAGUCAGGAGUUAGAGAACAUUGAUCGCAUCCAAUGUUUGUUGACUUGUUCAAGAAAAAUUUACUGUUUUUCUGUGAAUUACAAUCGGCAAGAUAAAAUUUGUCAGAUAAACAAACAAAUGCGGGAGGAUGCAACUCGAUAUUUUCUAGCAAACACAUCAUACGAUUACAUCGAAAAGGUUAUCAAUGGACAUUUUAAAAUACAUGGCGUUUAUUUCAUGGCAGGUGAAGAGGAUUAUGAAUCUGCAGUGGAAUUAUGUAGUAAUCAUUUAGGAUCCAUUGCUUCUUACGAGCAGUUAUACUACGCGUUUCAACCAAGUCUAAAGAACUGCACAGAGGGUUGGCUUAUCAGUGGCGAGAUUGCAUUCACGGAAAUAACAGACACCUGCACAUUAAAACAACCAGAACAGCGUAGCAAUGUGUUUCCUUGUAAACGGUAUGAGAGUGGGGUUUAUUGUCACAUGGAAUACAGUCCUUCGGCACUCGAUUAUUUACCUACAGCACAACGGAUUAUUCGCCUGACAGAUAGUAACCAGAAAAAGUUGAGUGCUGAAGAUUCGGAAAUAUGUUGCAGUACUAAAUUCAGUGGUCAUCUAGCAACACCUCUUGACGUUUAUAAUAACACGUUGUCUUUAGGAGUUAAUCUUUGCGAAGCAGGGUGGCUUUCUAGAUGGUUGGCAGGUAAUCCAUGUAAGGGACAUGCGCCACUUGACUUUUGGCUUUAUCCGACUGGAAAUAAAAUACACUUCAAGAAAGCAACGAACGAAUAUUCUGCAUUUUGUUUGGUUCCUCUUGCAAACCGAACCUUAAGUAACCCUGACCCAUUUCCCUCCCAUCGUGUCAUGAAUGGCGAGGGAGAAAGUAGUUACUCUUUAAAUUACUAUGAUGCUUAUGAUUUCUGCAUGAGUCGUGGUGGUAGAAUGGCAACGAGAGCGGAAGUAGAGUACGCCUGGCAGUCAGGAUAUGACCGUUGUCAGGCUGGCUGGGUCACAAGUGGGGAAGUUAUUUACCCUACAGUAGAACCCAGAACCGGAUGCGGAUAUUUUCCAUCUAUCAAUAGCUGGGGUUUUAAGAACAUGAGUACUUACUCUUCAUCCGUCUAUUGCUACAUGUUGUAGGUAAAGUGGUCAUGUAUUCAUUACGGUCAUUUCAGCCAUUUUGUGGUGGAAUGAUGUGAACAUGCAGCUACUAUAUACGCCUCUUUACGACGCCUUUGUGGUCACAAACCAACGCAAAUCCGCUGAGCAUAGUGACGAUGCGAGUUAUCAGUUAUUCUCCUACCUUUAUCUUUACUAUGUUGGUUACACCAAAAUCGUUUUUGCUGUCAUUUCUUGUAUUCCAUUUAGUUACAACUAAUUUCAUUUUACCUACCACCUCAAAUGGAUGAUGCUUGCAUUGCUCUUUCAAGUAGAAGCAAGCAUAAAAUUUAAUUUUAUUUAUUUAGACAAAU